Molecule: messenger RNA, 712 nt
Organism: Choloepus didactylus (southern two-toed sloth)
Lineage: Eukaryota; Metazoa; Chordata; Mammalia; Pilosa; Megalonychidae
Product: DNA damage-regulated autophagy modulator protein 2-like
Exons: 1
Biological process (GO): regulation of autophagy; photoreceptor cell maintenance
Cellular component (GO): lysosome
Source: RefSeq, a predicted model, not a curated record
AUGCUUGUUUGGGGCAAUGUUAAAUGUUACCGCAGUUUUAUGCAUUGCUACCAUUUAUGUUCGUUAUAAACAAGUUCAAGCUCUGAAUCCUGAAGAAAAUCGUAUCAUCAGAUUGAACAAAGCUGGCCUUGUGCUUGGAUUACUGAGUUGCUUGGGACUUUCUAUUGUGGCAAACUUCCAGUGCUGAUUUGCUCAUCACUUUUGUACAAUGGCAAUUUUGGCACUGAUAUAGUGCAGAAACUCCAUUGGAACCCUGAGGACAAAGGUUAUGUGCUUCACAUGAUCACUACUGCAGCAGAAUGGUCCAUGUCAUUUUCCUUCUUUGGUUUUUUCCUAAGUUACAUCUGUGAUUUUCAGAAAAUAUCUUUACAGGUGGAAGCCAAUUUACAAGGAUUAACCCUCUAUGACACUGCUCCUUGCCCUAUUAACAAUGAACGAACUCGACUACUUUCCAGAGAUUUAUGAUGAAGGGAUCAAAUAUUUCUGUGAUGAUUAUGAUUCUCAGGGAUUGAGGAAACAUUCACAAAGCUACUUAUUCUGCUCAGAAAUUUUCAACCAAUUAAUCAAGGCUGACAUAGACAUUGAUGAAUACUGAUAAUCAAGAGAUGUGAAAUAAGCCAUUUGUUAAGUUAUUUUAAAGGAUAUCAUCAGGAGGACCAUGUAAACAUGCCUAUACUUUUUUAUUCCAGAAAAUAAAACCAAAGGACUACAA